This is a messenger RNA of Hyaloscypha bicolor E, 433 nucleotides long. RefSeq lists its product as uncharacterized. NCBI's taxonomy places the organism in Eukaryota, Fungi, Ascomycota, Leotiomycetes, Helotiales, Hyaloscyphaceae. Bases 148 to 387 code for a protein of 79 amino acids. The record is from RefSeq and is a predicted model, not a curated record. The transcript has a single exon.
GUGGAAUUCGGUGCAUGCCGUGAAAGGUGAGGAGAGAAAUGAGCUGAUUUUUUUCUGGUUAUAAGCGGUUCAGGAGGCUUGCAUUCGAGUGCAGCGCCAGCUGUCCAGCCCGUAGUUUUGGAAUGGAGUGUCGGGAGCAUUUUCCGAAUGGCUUCAAGAUGUUGCCUCGCAUUGACAACAUGCCACCUUUGCCAAGUCUUUUCUCGUCAUUUUAUCCCUUCCAAAUUGUUGUCCAAGGUGUGGGUUGUUGGGGCGUCUUCCAUGAGUUCCAUCCCGACUCGCGAGCGGUGUUAUCCUGAUUUCAUGGACUUUUUGCCGUGGACCCAUCUCCAUGGCAAUAGCGCUGCACCUGGAAGAACAAUUAUCCCCGGUAGAGAGAUAUUAUGAAAACAUCUUGUGCUGUUGCUCCAAUUUUUGGACUGACUGUUCUCGC